Molecule: messenger RNA, 501 nt
Organism: Zerene cesonia (dogface butterfly)
Lineage: Eukaryota; Metazoa; Arthropoda; Insecta; Lepidoptera; Pieridae
Product: flexible cuticle protein 12-like
Exons: 3
Coding region: 47-367 (106 amino acids)
Cellular component (GO): chitin-based extracellular matrix
Molecular function (GO): structural constituent of chitin-based larval cuticle
Source: RefSeq, a predicted model, not a curated record
UGUCAACUCAUCCUCACGGACUGCAAGACCUCAUCAUCCAUCUAAAAUGAAAUCCUUCAUCGUGUUCGCUCUGUUCGUGGCUGCGGCCGUCGCCCUCCCCGUUGACGAAAAGGAUGCCAUCAUCGAACAAUACGACAACAACAACAUCGGAGUCAAUGGAUACAACUACAAAUUAAGGACAUCCAACGGCAUCAACUUAGCAGAAGAUGCUGUCGUCAAGAACGAAGGAUCCGAAAAUGAGGCUUUGGAAGUCCGUGGACAAUUCUCUUACCCCGGUGCCGACGGCGUCAUCUACACUGUCACAUACGUCGCCAACGAGAACGGUUUCCAGGCCUCCGGCGCUCACCUCCCCCAGCCCCCCCAAUAAACGACGACCUGAGCCAUCUAGAUAUCUAGUCUAAUCGACCACCAAGUUGGAAUGUUACUGUUGACUGAAGUGAUUUUAAUUUGUUGGGCUGUUGCACUAAGAUAACAUAGAAAAUAUAUGUUUUUUUGAUUCCA